Messenger RNA from Cladophialophora carrionii CBS 160.54, 543 nucleotides. RefSeq lists its product as uncharacterized. NCBI's taxonomy places the organism in Eukaryota, Fungi, Ascomycota, Eurotiomycetes, Chaetothyriales, Herpotrichiellaceae. The coding region runs from base 1 to 543 and encodes 180 amino acids. The transcript has a single exon. The record is from RefSeq and is a predicted model, not a curated record.
AUGGACUCCCCACCAGGCACACGCUACUUCGACGCCAAGCUAGACGAUGGAGUCGAGGAAACCAUUCUCCCUCGUCAGAACAAGACCGGAACUCACGUCCGGUUUCCCGAACCACACAACCCAGAACCUCGCAAUACGCAAAAGCGUGACACUCGUAACACAGGUCGUGGCUGGGCUAAAGGCAAGAAGGGUCGCGGGAUCGAGAAACGGCGGCGUGUAACCAAACCCGAAAUGGAAGCAAAGUACGCGAGUCUCGCAGCCGAGUACGAGGAGGAGAAACGGAACGCCGACGCCCGCAUCAGCGACCAGAGCGAGAUCAUCGCCAACCUCGAAAACGACAAGGACCGACUUCAAGAACAAAACACCGCGCAACAGGCUCUUGUCGCUGAGCUGGAAAAGAAACUCGUCAAGACGAACAAGACCAUCGAGCAGCAGAAGAAAUUGAUCUCACAGCAGGAGAAGGCUCUGGCCGGCAUGGCCAUGAAGUUUGCUCUCGGCGAUCUCGACAACACGGAGAUUCGUCCCAAGGUUGAGCGCGACUGA